Molecule: messenger RNA, 4051 nt
Organism: Panonychus citri (citrus red mite)
Lineage: Eukaryota; Metazoa; Arthropoda; Arachnida; Trombidiformes; Tetranychidae
Exons: 2
Coding region: 330-3446 (1038 amino acids)
Biological process (GO): regulation of transcription by RNA polymerase II
Cellular component (GO): nucleus
Molecular function (GO): DNA-binding transcription activator activity, RNA polymerase II-specific; RNA polymerase II cis-regulatory region sequence-specific DNA binding
Source: RefSeq, a predicted model, not a curated record
AUGAUGUUAAUGAUGAUGAUAGUAAAUGAUGAUUAUGAUGAUGAUGGUGGUGGUGGAGAGAUAGAGAGAAAAAAAGAGAUAGAGAGAGAGAAUAAUGAUAAUCAUCAUCAUCAUAAUAAUGAUUAUCAUCAUCAUCAUCAUCUCUUUCUCUUCUUUUUUUUCUCUCUCAUCACCUUGCCAACCCAAUGUGUGUAUCUUUCUCUUUUUCUCAUUUUUUUCUCUCUCAUCUCAUCUUCUUUUCUCUUCCACUCUCUUCGAUCGAUGAUGAUGAUGAUGAUGAUGAUGAUGAUUCUCUAACUCAGCUCAAGGAAACACGAAAAAAAAUAUAAAUGAAAAAGAAUCAACCAGUUAUGUCAACCAGUGAAUGGAAUUGUCCUGUUUGUGAUACAAAAUGUGAUUCUCAACAUUCGUUUACGGUACACAUUCGCCAGCAUAAUCCAACUGAUCAUUCCCAUACGUGCUCUAUUUGUGGUAAAACACUUUCCUCUGCGAGUUCCCUUGAUCGACAUAUGUUAAUACAUUCCGGUGAAAGGCCAUUUAAGUGUAAAAUAUGCAACAUGACAUUCACAACAAACGGUAAUAUGCACCGACACAUGAGAACCCAUGGUAUGGAAUCAAAUGAAAACGAUGCUCCCGAUAGCAAUAAUAACAAUGGUAACAGUAAAUCUCAUCAUAGUCCUCAUCAUAAUCAUCACCAUGCACGAAAUUUAAAGGGUGCUUAUUCAUCUAAUGCAAAUAAAAAUCCAACAACAACAACAACAACCAAUAACAACAACGAUGGUGAUACUGAUCAGGAUGAUAAUAAUUCAACGACCAUCAAUAAUAAUAAUAAUAAUAAUCAUCAUCAUAAAAUGUUGGUACGAAAACGAGGUGGAGGAGGAGGAAAAGGAAAGGGAACAGGAGUGGGGGUAUCAGCAAUGAUGACUACUUAUGAUGAUGAUAAUGAUGAUGAUGAUGAUGAGACUCAUCCUGAAAAUUUAUCAUCGAUGACUUCAUCUGAUAUUAACCUUGCUAUCUCAUCAUUAUUAUUAUUAUCAUCAUCAUCAUCGACAAAAACUACUACAGCACCAUCAUCAUCAUCAUCAGUUACAACAACAACAACAACAACUUCUAAUACUACAUCAUCAUCAUCAUCAUCAUCAUCAAUAGCUAAUGAUAAAACCAAAGUUAACUUGGAGAAUGACGCUCUACCUCUUCAACCAUUGUCAUCAUCAACUCCAAUAUCAUCAUCAUCAUCAUCACCAACAUCUCGUAGUUCACUUAAGAGUAGCGCCUUACGAACUGAUUCAAAGGGUAAUUGCAUUACUAAUUCAAAUUAUAACGAUAAUAAUAAUGAUACAAAUUCAACUGCUACCACCACAAACACCACCACCACCACCACCACCAGCACAAGUAAUAGCAAAAAUCAAAAAGCACUUUCACUAUGUGAUAGAUCAUCUUCACAUAAAACUUCCUCUUUAACCUCCUCCUCUUUCACAUCCUCAUUAUCAUCAUCAUCAUUCACUUUAACUUCAGAUUCAUCAUCAAACGGUAAAAAAAUGAAUUUAUCUUCAGCAAUAGCACCCACAUCAGAAAAACUGCGAAAACAAAAAUCACCAUUACAAUCAACGAGUCAUUCCAAAGUUGAAUCAAUUAGAUGUAAUCUAUACGAAGUGUCUUCAUCAUCUCUUUCCAAACAACAUUGUACAGCAUCAUCAUCAUCACCAUCAUCAUCAUCAUUAAAAACAUCUCCUACAACAUUAUCAACAACAACUACUACAAGUAACACCAACAGCAAAUCAGGGAUCAAACGUAACAAUAAUAAUAGUAAUAUUAAUGAUGAUAAUAAUAAUAAUAAUGGUAUUAAUUCUGGUUAUGCUUCGAUUGGGUUUCAUGAUCUCACAUUUACCGAUUUUUCCUCUCACAAGUAUCCACUUAUCGCCCAAUCAUUUUGCGAGGCCAACAUACGCAAAUCAAGUUCACCCUAUCACGAUUUUCAAUGUUCAAAUUGUCCUAAAGCAUUUCCUUGUGCUUCAGCUCUUUCCUUACAUCAGCAAACAGUCCACCCUCAUCUUCAACAUCAUGAGGCUAUAUCAUCAUCACCAUUUGCAUCACCAAUUGAUGCAACAUCAUUAGGCUUGGGACCUACAAACAGGACAUUAUUUAGUUCAACCUUUUGUCACCUUUGCCAAGUAGACCUUGGUAGUCCUGUACUUUACCUUACACAUCAAGCAAUCCAUCAAUACGAAAGCAUUUUCCAUGCCGUUAGUGGUGUUAAUCUAACAACCUCAGCAAGAACAGCAACCUCAUCAUCUUCACCACCCUCAUCAUCAUCAACAACCUCAUCUCCGUCCAAUUUUCUCAAAGCAAUUGUCACCAAUCCGACUAUUAAUUCACCAAUAACAACUACAACCACCAUUACUGGUAAACUACCUUCGAUUAAUAAUGAUAAUGCAGAUGAUGAUGGUAUCCAUAAUGGUAGUAGCGAGGAGAGGGAAGAAGAAGAAGAAGAAGAAGAAGAUGAUGAUGAUGAUGAUGAAGAGGAGGAGGAGGAGAUGGAUAAUGAUAAUGAUGUUGAUGUUGAUGAUCAUAAUGAUGAUGAUCAUUCUGCAAAUAGUGACAAUGAGAAGGAACAAUUUCUCGCCAUGCUUCAAUUAUACAAAAAGAACAAGAUCAUUCUCAACAAUUCCAAUAAAAUUAACGAUUCAAACAACAAUCAAACUAACAUCAACAACCUGGUCAAAGUUCACCCUUCAAUCGAGGGAUCAUCAUCAUCUUCACCAUCAUCAUUAUUGUUUAAAGAUGAGAAAAACAAUUUUGAUUAUCCUUCAUAUUUUAUCAAUGCUAAAGUCACUCUUAAUCGUUUUAAUAUUCCUAGCACCAUUAACAGUACCAAUAAUACAACAAUUCCAACUUUAACUCCAACCACAACAACAACAACAACAACCUCCAACAAGAUGAACACUUUAAGCAAUAAUAAUAACAAUAAUAAUAAUAAUAAUAAUAGUUUAUUGGCUAAAUCAAAAGUAAAUCACCCAAGAACCUCAACUGGAAAGAUAAAUGGUCAUUCCAAUUCUGUCAAAACCAAAGAAUCCAAAAAACGAGCGAAUCGUGGACAUACCAAAGGUAGCCAUAACUAUGCUUGUAAUCUUUGCUCUUACACGAGUAUGGACAAAUCAACACUAGUUCGUCACUUGAGAACCCAUAACGGAGAGAGACCAUUCCAAUGUGCUAUCUGUAAAUACGCUUUCACCACUAAAGCGAACUGUGAGAGACACGUUCGCAAACGUCACAAGAAAACGUCCAAACCCGAAAUCAAAAGUGCCAUGCUUUUUAAUGCUGGUCUUACAACCUCAUCAACGCAGCCUUUAGACCUCGCCGUCCAUGCACUUGAUCUAAGCUAUAAAAAUCUAUCGACAAAAUCAUUAUCAUCACCAACAACAACAACUAAUCAACCAAUUAGUUAAGCCUUUAAAGCCUACAUAUAUAAAUGAGAGAAACACACACACACACACAACCAACACAUACAUUACAUACAUUUCAUUACAUACACAAAACACACACAUACAAAAGACACACAAUUAAUUAAUUCAACACACACAUUCACAUAAUCACCUUUUUUUUCAAGGGAAAAGGGGAAAUUCAACUUGAAACAAUUUGAACAAUUUCGCAAUCUCUUUUUUCGCUUGUCUCGCCAUCUUUUGGUUCUCUUUUAAACCCACAUUUUAAGUCAAUUUGGUUCGGCGAAUUAUGAAAAUAUUCACCACAAGAUGGCGAUACAAAUAUUCCUUCAUUUGCCUUCGUUCGUGCGUUCAAGUGGAUUAUCCUUCCUUUUUAAAUCCCUUUUAUAUACAUAUGAGAAAAAGUUAUAUCGUAAUACAAAUGUAAACAUUUUUUUUUUCCUCUUCACGUUCAAAUCUUCUAAGAUUUAAUUGAAUUUUGAUUUAAAAAGCAAAACAAAAAAGAAAAUUAGUUAAGCUAAGAAAAUAUCAUGAAGAAACCUAAUCACGUCCGCAAUUGCCUAAAUUAAAAUCUAUCAAUAAACAUAAUCAAUUAUAAGAAAAAAAGUAAA